GAUCUGACAUGACACAAACAGAUACGAUUAUCUUGCGCUGUCAGCGCGUCUAGAGUGCAGCUCAUGGAUCGUAGGGGGAGCGGGCUGGAUGGCUGAGUGGGCAUGAUGCAUGUAUGGCUUCGGUUGUUAUCCUGUGUUAUGCGCUGUGCGCUGUGUCUAUCAGACUUCUACAGCUUAUCUAUGGAUGGAUUUCGGACUUGGAGCGUGACGUGCGUGCUGAGCUGAACUUGCUCAUUUGCGAGACUCGGUGGGACAUUCACAUGGACCCACAAAGACGAUCGCCCACACGGACCCACAGGUACGCACGUUCUUCCUCGGCAUUUACCGAAGUUCUCCAUUGAAUCCCAAAACGUGCGCUC
Molecule: messenger RNA, 359 nt
Organism: Schizophyllum commune H4-8
Lineage: Eukaryota; Fungi; Basidiomycota; Agaricomycetes; Agaricales; Schizophyllaceae
Exons: 1
Coding region: 114-341 (75 amino acids)
Source: RefSeq, a predicted model, not a curated record